GGACAAGUGCUGCCAACUGUAAAAGUGAUCUGAUAAACACCUGGCUAAGACAUGCAUCUCAAGCUUGUCCUCUCCACUAUCCUAUUGGUAAACGUGGUGAAUGGGCAGAGCAUUGGGCGGCCUAUGUUCUUGACCUCGGAACAGACAGAAAAAUGUGCAUUGACUGGUUUGAUAGCGGAUGAUGCAAGCGACUGCUGUCAUUUUAUUCGUUGCAACUUGAACGUGGGUUGGCGGAUGUCUUGUAGGGACGGGACUGUGUUCCAUCCGUUCUGGUGUAUAUGUGUUCACCCACGUGAUUACCAGGACUGUGAUUUGGAAUCCUGCAGUGGGUUGACUGCCCAGCGAGAGGCAGAAGCGUGUCCACCACAGCUUGAUUACUCAAGACAAUGCUGUCUGGAAGGAGAUGGCGAGGCAAAGAUAUAUGACCUAGUUAACAGGACUGCCUAUAGGUUCAAUGGAGAAAGAGAUAUCCAAGUCUGUCCACCGGGACAGGAGUUCCUCUUAGGGAGUUGUUGUUGUGAAGGCGAUAUUCCAGAGGAUCAAACAGACUGUAGUAGAUGGACUUUCAACAGGGACGACUUCUUAGAUGAUGAACGCGGCGUUUUUGCUAAAGCGUUUGGUGUUGUCAAGCAAGAUGGAGGAGUAUUUGACGGUCCGGGGAACGACGACAGAGGCGGUUUAUGGACGGGCGCAGAUGCAAAUUUCCUCGUUCCAAGAUUCGCUGGGAUGGACUUCCGUAAAACGAUGACCCUGUCAUUUUGGGUAAAAAUUGACUCAAGUGAAAUAAAUCAGACACUUAUACAUAACGGUGGACUUGGUGGCUCGGACGCCAGUAUUAGUAUUGAGGUUUUCACAGUUACAGAGGCAAACACCCCAAAAAUGUAUAUAACUGGUGGAGUGAGGGUGUGUGAUAGAGCGGAAGAUAUAAUGAUUCCAAUAACUGACCCAGAUCUAUUCAAAACGUGGACGUUUAUUGCCCUGACCGCAUGCGUGUCGCAGGCUGAAGGUAGAGACGAAAUCCCCGUAGUUACUCUUUAUGUGGACGAUGACGAAGAUUCUGCCAAUGAAGAAGAACGUCUAAAUGAUGCUGAAACAAAACGUUUAUUCCGUGCUGCAAAUGACGCGGCGAGUGUGUAUGCUGCUUGCGAUUGGGAAUAUGACAACAAAAUCAUUACAAACUCUGAGAAAAACACAUUCCUUGAACAUAUAGAAAACGUAACAUUUGCUCUGGGGAAUUCCUCGGAAUACAUUAACAGAUUUCUGAUAAAUAGUUAUCUGAGGAAUGUAAACGUCUUCAGAAAUCGUUAUCUUGAGUUCCGAGACAAACCAAAUACACGUACCCUGGCAAGGAAAAAUUCUGCCAACCAGGCUAUCCGAACAUUGAGAGCACAACUCAGAAAUUUUAGGAAUAUCGUGGAAAAGCUUUCCGAAGUGUUACAAGUGACAAAAGAUUACAUCUACGACGAAGACUUCGCUGAUUCACUGAAAGCUGACUCGAGAAAAUGUUUCGAACAACUUUUUGUCAAACUGACCAAAUUGAAGUCACGUUUUGAAGAUGAGGACCCGAAGCAGGAUGACCCAGAUAGAGAAGGAGAGUAUAGGUAUAGUGUACUAGACAGAAGGUUAGACGAAGCUGAAGAGCUAUUGAAAAAUACCCGAUUUAAGAGAGAUGUGUUCAGGGAGAACGGAGAUCCUGAACCAACAAUUCGACUCAGCAAAAGUCCAAUGAAUAUUGGUGAAGGCCUGGACGGGAACAUCGACGAGAUUGUCGUAUGUGAUCUUUGUGCAGACAAAGAACAAAUUGAUGCCCUCAGGCUUAAUGGAGAGAUUCCAAGAAGAUUUGCAAAAGCUGAUAUAUAGAACAAUGCUAUAUUAAGCAUUUGAACUCGAUUCCAAAUGAAAAUAAAAUACAUAAAAAUGGGAUUAUUAUAUGGACCUCAGUCGGGCUAAUAUUAUCUUUGUACAUGAUUAAAUGAAUAAAUUAAGAGUUGAUGGUAUGCUUUCUUGAAAA
Molecule: messenger RNA, 2011 nt
Organism: Owenia fusiformis
Lineage: Eukaryota; Metazoa; Annelida; Polychaeta; Sabellida; Oweniidae
Source: the annotation of a GenBank genome assembly